AUGGAGAAUCCCAACCCUUCCCCGCCCUCGGGCGCCUACCCGGAGACAGAAGACAAGCUCCGACUCGAAAUUAUCAAAAAGCUAGCGACAGCCUUCGAGAAAACGCCAAGUAUUCAAAGUGAUCUGACAUCGUCCGGCCUAUGGGCGUUCAUGUGGCUAGCAGACCUGGAGUCGGUCAGGGCCUAUGCCGAGGAUCUAAUAGCGAUGAGUCACAACCAAAGAAACAAUCAGAAUAGGAGCACUACAUACUUUGAAAUCUUGAGGACCUGGGCGAGGGGCCGCGCAACAAGGGACGGAAAGAGGAAAGAGGCCGAAAGCAAGAAGCGCGAACCAGUGCCAGCGUUGGAUAACCCAGCCCCUUCCAAAUCUCCUCGCCUGGGAAAGAAUGUCGCUCCCGCGGACCCAACAAGCGGGCAGAAAUCCCUGCGCUCAACCCCUACUACUCCCGGUUCUGCAACACCCGCCACGCCCGAGACGCCCUCCCCGGAGCCCAUCGAGUACAAUCGCUCGCCUGCCAUCAGCGAUGAGGCAAAGAAAAGAGACAGCCAAACUUGUGUCAUCACGCAUUUCAAGACCGGUAAUCAGGGAGCGCAGAUUUGCGCGUCAUCCUUGGGCAUGGCCGGUCAAGACCAGUACGAUGUCUUCUGGCAGACAUUGGCCGACUUCUGGCCCAACGACCAACUAGCCAAGUGGGAGAGCGCAAUCCAAGGCCCGAACCGUGCCGAGACCGUUGAGAACUACCUGACCAUGUCCCCGGACACGCACGCCUUGUGGGGGAAGGGCAAGUUCGCUUUGAAGCCUCUGCCCGGCGGGGAUGAGCACAGCAUGCAAGUCGAAUUUCACUGGCUCCCACUCGUUGAUGGCGGAACGGGGCGUAAACACCUUCGACGCCCGCCAGCAAACACCGUCGGCCUCGAUGCCUCCUCCGACGGGAGUAGGCUCUUUAACGCGGCGGAUCAACACUGCAUCACAUCCGGUGAGGUCAUCACCUUUACGACCGAGGACCCGGACAAAUGCCCUCUUCCAUCCUACGACUUGCUGGAAAUGCAGUGGGUUUUGAACCGGCUUGUGGCGCUGGCUGGGGCGGCGGAGGAGCCUGACGACGAGGGGACUGACAUCGAGGAGAGCGAGGAGGACGAUGAGGUGGCUGAGGGAGAAGGUUGGCAGAGCGAGCAUUGA
Molecule: messenger RNA, 1179 nt
Organism: Aspergillus mulundensis
Lineage: Eukaryota; Fungi; Ascomycota; Eurotiomycetes; Eurotiales; Aspergillaceae
Exons: 3
Coding region: 1-1179 (392 amino acids)
Source: RefSeq, a predicted model, not a curated record